AUGCCUUCUUACAUGGAAAUAUUUCUGAAGAAGUUUAUAUGGAGCAGCCCUCGGGAUUUGUUGACUUACUCAAACCAAAUCAUCUCCGCUGAUUCUUCGCUCUUUAUAUGCCGUGGGUCUCAUGGCAUUGUACUCCUUCUCCUUUAUGUAGAUGAUAUCAUUUUGACUGGGGAUAACUCUGCUUAUUUAAAAGACUUCAUGUUGAAGUUGCAUCAGGAAUUUUCUAUGAAGGACUUGGGGUAUUUGCACUAUUUCUUAGGCAUUGAAGUGCAUCAAUUUCCAGGUGGACUCCUACUCAAUCCAAAGAAGUAUGCUGCCGAGCUUCUUGAUCAAGCGCAAAUGGGCAAUUGUAAACCACUUUCGACGCCAAUGGUUGCUAAACCUAGCCCUCCACCUAAUGGUAACUCUCCUUUCCCCGAUCCUCACCUAUAUCGCAGCAUAGUUGGCGGACUUCAAUACCUCACCUUUACAAGACCUGACUUGUCAUUUAGCGUGAAUUAUGUUUGUCAAUUUAUGCAUGCUCCCACAGAAUUCCACUUCCAGUUGGUGAAAAGAAUUCUUCGAUAUGUCCACGGCACUCUUGAUCAAGGUCUACGUUUACUAUCGUCUAAAUCACUUGAGCUAUAUGCAUUUUCGGAUGCUGAUCGACUGGGGUGGUUGUCCAACUACUCGACGGUCCACAACUGGAUUUUGCACCUUCUUGGGUGCUAA
Rhododendron vialii is the source of this 711-nucleotide messenger RNA. RefSeq lists its product as uncharacterized. Bases 1 to 711 code for a protein of 236 amino acids. The record is from RefSeq and is a predicted model, not a curated record. The transcript is spliced from 2 exons. Lineage: Eukaryota; Viridiplantae; Streptophyta; Magnoliopsida; Ericales; Ericaceae.